Molecule: messenger RNA, 258 nt
Organism: Purpureocillium lilacinum
Lineage: Eukaryota; Fungi; Ascomycota; Sordariomycetes; Hypocreales; Ophiocordycipitaceae
Source: RefSeq, a predicted model, not a curated record
AUGGGAUGGAUGGGCGGGCUCCAGAUGCAGGUUCCUUGUACCUGCGCAUGCGAGUCGAGGCGUAGAGGUACCACCAAGUAUGAGUCCCCGCCCGCUGUCGAUGGAGAACCUUGGAAAGCUGCACCUUGCUCUGGGCAGUCUGCAGUGGCCCAAGGGAUUGAUUGCAGUGGGGUGGAGGCUGGUGCAGCUGCAGCUGGAGGUAGCUUGCGUCGCCGCCCCGGCCGUGUGCUGGCCGUGAAUUUGAACAUGAGGGUGUGA